Molecule: messenger RNA, 421 nt
Organism: Oppiella nova
Lineage: Eukaryota; Metazoa; Arthropoda; Arachnida; Sarcoptiformes; Oppiidae
Source: the annotation of a GenBank genome assembly
GUGUUUUGGUCGGAGAAGGUGUGGAUUCCGCCCAAUACUACUUGGGCUCAGUAUGAAGACAACUACCGCCACUUCAAUGACAUCUACUAUUCACUCAUCACUGCUGUCCUCCUCAUCGGAGUGCGACUCACCCUCGAGAGGUAUAUCUAUGCGCCGAUCGGCAUAUACUUAGGUCUGCGGUCCAACCACGGCAAGAGUCCGCCGCAUAACCCCCUCCUCGACACCGCUUUUCGCGCCUCCAAAGCCAAGUUUAGUCACAAACAGAUCCAAGGAUUAGCCAAACAAUUGGAUUGGAGUGAACGACAGGUGCAGAGAUGGGUGCGUCUGAAGAGCGCACAGAAUAGGCCGACAGUGCUCUCGAAGUUCACUGAAAGCGCGUAAGUAUUGCUAUUGAUGCCUGUCCUAUGGAUGCCUGUCCUAU